AAGCUUCACCCUAAUUCACCUCUAUAAGUCCCCUAAUCACAUGCGCAUCAGAGUUUGGGUGACGAGCGCUGACGAGUCUCGGGGCCGACACCUGGGCGACGGACUGACAGUGGAGCAGCGCCACGCCCGGCUCCAUGGAACAUACCGCCUGCCAUCGAGCGUGCAGAAGAAAUACGUAGAGGGCUGUGGCGUCCUGGUUCACGCCUGCGAUGAGCGCCGUUGGUCCUUCGUGCCCGGGAGCGGAGCCGGCGCGACAGAGACGCCCGAAGCCGAGGGCCCCCCUUUUGCUCCACGCACGAGCGAGCGGACGAGCUGUCGGCAACGGCACGGGUAAGGAGAUGAUGAAUGGAAAUUUGUCUCAUCCCUGGCAAUGAGAAGCAUCCCUAUCCGUCACUAAACGUACUUGGCGAGAACCAGACUUUACCCCACGACUUGAUGAAUUAAGAAAAAACAACAACAAUAAUAUCAUGGAGACCAAGGCAAUCGUCAGGCAGCGGCUGUCCUUUUGGGCCAAGCUGGACAUGCUGCCCGCGCUCGCCUCCAUCAUCACCGUCGCAUGGCUGUCGGUGCUGUCGGGCUUCAUCCGCAGCACCAAGGACGCGCCGAGUCUAUACCUUCACAUUGCCUACGCCGUGCUGCGCCGGGCGACGAAGCGUCUCUCGGUGCUGCAGCUACAAUGGAUCUCGCCGCCCACCAACAAAAUGUAUGACCGGUAUGCGCGCUCCGCUCGCGUGACGCCUCAUACCGUCGACCUGGGCUGCCACGGCGCAAAGGGCCACUGGAUCGGCAACAAGAACGCCAAGCACGUCCUCGUCUGGUACCACGGCGGCGGCUUCUGCCUGCCCGCCAACAUCGGCUACUUCAAGUUCUGGGCCGACGUCGUCUCCUCGUCGCGCGCCGCCGGCAAGGACGUCGCCGUCUUCGCCCUCACCUACACCCUCGCGCCACACGCGCGCUACCCGACGCAGCUCACGCAGGCCGUCGAGGCCCUGCGCUACGUCGUCGACCAGAAGCGCCAUCGCCCGUCGCAAAUCUUCCUCGGCGGCGACUCGGCCGGCGGGAACCUGGCCAUCGGCGUCUUGUCGCACCUCGCGCACCCGCACCCGGCCAUCAAGGAGCUCAAGCUGGAGGAGCCGCUCGCGGGCACCGCCGUCCUGUCCCCGUGGACGUCGCUGGAUGAGAACCACAGCCAGGAAAAGGUCUACUCGGGAGGCGACCUCAUCACCCCCUUUGUAGGCAAGCCCUGGUCGCGACACUACCUCGACGGCGCCGCGAGGGACUACUACACAGACGCGUCCCUUGCGCCGUCUAGCUGGUUCGAGACGUAUCCCGUCAAGCAGAUUCUCGUUCUCGGUGGAAGCAACGAGGUGCUGCUGCCCAUCAUUGAGGAUUUUGUUGAGAAGCUCAAGGCUGGAUUUCCCGCUGUGGAAUUCUUCGUGGGCAAGAGAGAAGCUCACGUCGCUCCUGUGUACAACCUCUACGUCGGAGAUUCGACGGAGACGCAACAGGGGAAGAAGUUCAAGGCCUGGUUGCGGGAUCUGCUGUAAAUAAGGCAAUCGUACAAGUUAAAGCAAGGG
Molecule: messenger RNA, 1577 nt
Organism: Purpureocillium takamizusanense
Lineage: Eukaryota; Fungi; Ascomycota; Sordariomycetes; Hypocreales; Ophiocordycipitaceae
Exons: 3
Coding region: 468-1547 (359 amino acids)
Molecular function (GO): hydrolase activity
Source: RefSeq, a predicted model, not a curated record